AUGAAAAUCGUCAUAAUCCCUCUUGUAGGACAGAACACUUCUGGUUGUGGAUAUAGCUAUUUGUUUGACUCAGAGUGGUGCCUUGAUCUUCAUGGUUUCCUCUCUCGCGACGAGUUCGCCGCUCGAAUUAACGAAAUCAAUAAACAUAUUCGCGAAUUCCCGCUAUUGAGCGAACGAGUACAGACAUACUUUACGUAUGCCUUUUUCGGGUUGCUCGUGAUCACGACUGCUAUUUUCCUUCCUUCCCUUGCGUUAACACCUCUCGGAAUAGCCCAUAUAAGCAUUAAUGUCGCAUACUUUGUGGGCAAAAAGGUGAUCGGAAACAUAGCAAGGAGUCGCGCAGAAAAAUUUAACAAUGCCGUCAACGGUUUGUUCGCCCAAUACAACCAGCGAGAGAACUCAACUGCCAAUUGGAAUCUAGUGUGGCGCUCCGUCAUCACCCAUUACACAAUAAAGAUGAAGGCAUCCUUGGAUGGGAAAAUCAAGGGGAAAGCCACGCCGAAUUAUGCUGAGCACGCAGAGAUAGUACUCGAAAUCAAUGACGCCCUUUCUGAUCUUACCGCCAAAACUGUCCGUGUUAACCUUGCGUCCGAAGUCGUUUCGCAUAGUCCUCAUCAGAUAGCUGUCAGUACUUCGACAGCUUACAAUUAA
Ambispora gerdemannii is the source of this 651-nucleotide messenger RNA. Lineage: Eukaryota; Fungi; Glomeromycota; Glomeromycetes; Archaeosporales; Ambisporaceae. The record is from the annotation of a GenBank genome assembly.